CGCAUUCUCUUCGGCGACACACACCGUAGAACGUGCCCGCCGCUCUUGCACCACCGUCCAGUGAGUUCGACGCCGGUGCACCACGUACAUCACCGCACACAGUCCACCGCCGUGUACGUUAUAUAUCGACGACAAUAUUUUGAUAUCGUCGUUUUCGAUUUCCCUUUUCUCAUCGCGUCCGUCCGACAUCACCGGUCGAAUAUUCCGUUUUAUUUUUCUUUUUUUUUUUUUUUUUUUGUUUUCCCUACGAGACGCGCGCGCACGUCCACGUCGUCUCGAAUCCCGGACACGUCGUCGUCGACGGUCCUGCAGUGUGUGUGUGCACGGAAAAUGCAUAUUUUUGAAGAUAAACCACUGCAGUCGGCAAUGAUGCACCACAAGUUGACUUCGAAGAAAAUGGAUUACUCGCACUGUCCGCUGAAAAAACGACCGGUCCACUACGUCAAAUGCGAGCACAUCAAAGAAGAGCUGAUGGAUUUCGACAACACAGACGAGUGUUUGGAACCGGAAAACCUGAGCACCAAACCGCAAGACCUGAGCGUCAAGUGCAAGACUGCCGCGAUCGCGCCUUUGGCCGUGAAAAAAGAAUCGCCGCGUUCGUACGAUGACCACGAACAGGCCGCGACGCCGUUGUCGUCGCCGUCCGCGUACUACAGCCACCACGGCGGCCCGCAACCGCACCAACACCACGAACAAGAGCAACAACACCAAAACCACCAAGUGCACCGACUGCAGCAACAACAGCCGUACCAGCCGACGGCCGUCAAAGCCGGUCCGCUGGAACCGCUGUGCCUGAACAUCGCGGCCGCUCACCACCCGGCCGCCGCGCAGGCCGCGGUCGCGGCGUACCACCACGGCAUCAACCGGCACUACGCGUCGGCCACGCCGCGGCCCGUGCCCGCGCAGUACCCGCACACCGGUUACCUGCCCGGUUACAUGUACCACCAGCAGCAGACCGGCGGCGCCGCCAUGUUGACCGCUUACCCGCCGCCGCCGAUGAUGGCCAUCGCCCGGGACGCGUCCCUGUCGCCGCCCGUCAACGCGGGCCGCACCGGUUCCGCGUUCAAGCCGCUGCUGCAGCACACGCCGCCCGCCACCGCGGCCGUGGCGCCUGUCCUCCGCAGCCCACCGCCCGCGGUCCAGCUCCACUGGUACGGUCGGACAGCGGUCAGCAGCUGGUCGCCGUCGUCGUCGGCCGACGUCGAUUCGUCGCUGCCGCCGCCGUCUUCGGCGUCUUCGUCGUCGGCCAUGUCGCCGUCGUACGGGCCGCCGCCGGCGUCGCAUCAGCAACAGCCCGCGUCGGCGCCGUCGCAGCAGCAGCAGCAGUACCAACCGCAGUACUCUGGCGGCGAAAGCGACGGCGGCGUGGUGCAGGUCAAGCGCGAGUCGUCAGCAGCCGCGCCCGCGGCACGGUACAAGUGCGCGGCGUGCUCGAAAACGUACUCGACCGUUUCCGGGCUGACCAAGCACCAGCAGUACCACUGCGCGAACAACGACGAGUCGCAGGGCGCCGCGGCCAAGACGUUCUGCUGCAAGUUCUGCGACAAGGCGUACAACACGCUCGGCGCGCUCAAGAUGCACAUCCGCACGCACACGUUGCCGUGCAUAUGCAACCUGUGCGGCAAGGCGUUCAGUCGGCCGUGGCUGCUGCAGGGCCACAUACGCACCCACACCGGCGAAAAGCCGUUCUCGUGCCAGCACUGCAACCGGGCGUUCGCCGACAGGUCCAACCUGCGCGCCCACCUGCAGACCCACUCGGACGUGAAGAAGUACUCGUGUGCGACGUGCAGCAAGACGUUCAGCCGCAUGUCGCUGCUCACCAAGCACUGCGAUACCGGAUGUCCGCGAAUGCUGCCUCACCAACAGCAGCAGCAGCAGCAGCAACAGCAACAGCAACAGCAUCAGCAGCAGGCGGUCGCAUAAUAUAUGUAUGUAUAGACGACUGCAGCACACUUCCGUCUCCAAUCGUCCGCGCGUCAUCGCGUCAUGAAUGUUAAAUUAUUAAACCUAUAUAUUAUA
Molecule: messenger RNA, 2019 nt
Organism: Melanaphis sacchari
Lineage: Eukaryota; Metazoa; Arthropoda; Insecta; Hemiptera; Aphididae
Product: protein escargot-like
Exons: 2
Coding region: 331-1923 (530 amino acids)
Biological process (GO): regulation of DNA-templated transcription
Molecular function (GO): RNA polymerase II cis-regulatory region sequence-specific DNA binding; DNA-binding transcription factor activity, RNA polymerase II-specific
Source: RefSeq, a predicted model, not a curated record